AUGGAUGUUUCUGACCCAUACGGCACCGUGGCGGGCGCGCAACGGCCGGCGCCAUGGCACGCACCCCCCUGGUGCCCACAUAUGCCCGCCGCGUGCCGGCCGCCAAUUUCUACAACUCGGAUCGAUCGCCACCGAGGGCGUUCGCUCUCUCCCCUCGCAUCGCCGACUCGCCGUCCGCCCAUAGAUCGCGCCGCUCCCAUCUUUCUGCGGCCCGUCCCUUGCCAGCAGCUCCAUUCUCUCGCAUCCAUUCUCCGCCCUCUCCGCCUCCGCCAGCCACAGUUCCGCCCCCCACCCUCCUCCCCUUCCCCUGCUGAAUCGUCUCUCCACAAUGUCAUCCAGGUCGCCCGCGAUGUCGGCACCGCCACGCGACACAGUUCAGCCGGAGUGGAGGACCUGGCCAGUCGCCUGUCCGCCGCCGGCCACAGCGUCAUCAUCCGAAGAACGGGCGGAUGCCAAACACCGCCCCUCCCGGCCACCCAGGUCUUCGAGAACCUUCGCCACAGCCAUUUGAUCGUCACAGGCACCGCCGGCGACGCCGCCCUGAUUGUCGAGCCGGCCUUUCGGGAUCAAUUUGCAAUCGCCAAUCCCACUCGCGAGUACGAGAACAUGCUGAAUUUGGCACCGGAUUGCUUCGUGGGCGCGUCUGAGGACCUUCUGGGUGCUGUCGACUUGCUGUGCGCGGCCAUGCGUGUGGCCUUCCUCACAACCGGGCGGGCUGUGCCGCCGUGGAGGCGCAGGAAGAGCCUGGCGUCGAAGUGGGCCCCCAAGACAUAUCAGACAGAGGAGAUCAACUAUGUGUGGUCGGCAUCGGAAGGCCCACAAACUGAAGUUUCGCCAAAGCUGGAUCGCGUUAUGGGGGAUGGGAAGUUCGCUUUCCUCUCGUCCUCCAACGAAACUGCAAAGGAUUUCAGAGUCAAGGACGACAUGCCUCGCAUAAUUGUCGUGGGCCCCAAAUGA
Molecule: messenger RNA, 957 nt
Organism: Ostreobium quekettii
Lineage: Eukaryota; Viridiplantae; Chlorophyta; Ulvophyceae; Bryopsidales; Ostreobiaceae
Source: the annotation of a GenBank genome assembly